CUCUGACUUCUUUCCCCGUCCCCACGGCCCCCUUUCUUCCCUCCCUAUUUCCGCGAACCUAGGGUUUCUUCGAUAGAUCUCCUUGAUUCUAGAUUCCCAACUCCCGAUCCCAUCAAGCUCCCUCCUUUCCCCCUAAUAUCCGAUCGUCCCCCUAAAAUUACCCCGAUCUCGCUUCCCAGGUGCCGGAAUAGGGUUUUUGAUCUCGGAUUCGAGGGGAGAAAGCCGAGACAUUAGGGGUCGGCGUCCAUGUCGGUGCCGGCGAUCGCGCUCUACGCGAGCCCCCCGAGCGGCGUCUGCCCGACCUCCCACCACUCCUGCCAGAUCGCCUCCUCCCACGGCCCCUCCGACUUCGACCUCAACCCCCGCCCGCCAUCCUCCUCCUCAUCCUCCUCAGCCCAGAAGCCGAUCUCCGGCGGCCUUUCCUGCCUAUUCUCCUCCCCGACCUCCCGCCAUGCCGCCGCCACCUCUUCUUCCUCGAGCUUUACCGGCGCCGAUGAGCUCGGCUCGCUCUGGCACGACAGAUCCGAGGACCUCAGCAGCUCCUUUUGCUACUCUUCCUACCCCUCGUCGUCCCUCAAGUGCCGGGACCAGAGCCCGGUGUCGGUUUUCCAGGGUCCGGUGUCGUGCAGCGGGAGCGGCUCCGCUAGAAGCCCGUCGUUGGUGAGAACCACGCGCGAGUGGAGCAGCGGCGACUGGAGGGUGGGGAAAGAUAGAAUUUUUAGCGGGUUUGUUAGAAACGCGUUGGGCUCUUGUCUUGAUUUCAAUUCCCCGAGUUUAUCUCGACCGGGAGGUGGUGGAUUCAAUGUGGAAGAGUUGGAUUUUAAUUUGGAAGAGAGUCUGCACGAGGAGGCGUCUGCUUGCGAGCCGUAUGCCAGAGACUUGCUCGCCAGGGCUCAGUCAAGACAUAAAAUUUUCUAUGAGGAAUUUGUGGUGAAGGCUUUCUACAAAGCCGAAGAGGCUCACAGGGGGCAGAUGAGGGUGAGCGGAGAUCCUUAUCUGCAACAUUGUGCGGAGACGGCUGUUUUAUUAGCGAAGAUUGGUGCUAAUGCUACAGUAGUCGCUGCAGGGCUUUUACAUGAUACAUUUGAUGAUUCUUUUGUGGAUUAUGCAUCUAUUCUCCAAAUAUUCGGAGCUGGUGUAGCUGAUCUGGUCCAAGGGGUCUCGAAAUUGAGCCACUUAAGCCAGCUUGCUCGUGAUAACAAUACUGCAAGUAAAACUGUUGAGGCUGACCGGUUGCACACAAUGUUUCUUGCAAUGGCAGAUGCCAGAGCAGUUCUUAUAAAGCUAGCAGACAGACUGCAUAACAUGAUGACAUUGGAGGCAUUACCUAUGGUUAAACAACAGAGAUUUGCGAAGGAGACCUUGGAGAUUUUUGUUCCUUUGGCCAGUAGAUUGGGAAUCUCAAGUUGGAAGGAGCAGCUUGAGAAUUUGUGCUUUAAGCAUCUCCAUCCAGAGCAACACAAAGAGCUAUUCUCCAAAUUUGUCAAGUCCUUCGAUGAAGCAAAGAUCUCAUCUGCCAUUGCAAAACUUGAAAAAGCUCUUGAGGAUGAAGGUGUUUCUUUUCAUGCUUUAUCUGGGAGGCACAAGGGCUUGUACAGUGUUUACUCCAAGAUGCUGAAGAAGAAGCUGACCAUGGAUGAGAUCCAUGACAUUCAUGCGUUGCGUUUGAUUGUUGAUAAUGAAGAAGAUUGUUACGCAGCUCUGACUGUUGUUCAUCGAUUAUGGCCUGAAGUUCUUGGAAGGUUCAAAGACUACAUCACUCAUCCCAAAUUUAAUGGGUACCGAUCUUUGCACACGGUUGUUCUGGGUAAAGACAUGCUCCCUUUGGAAGUUCAGAUCCGAACAAAGGAGAUGCAUCUACAAGCAGAAUAUGGAAUUGCUGCUCAUUGGAGAUACAAGGAAGGUGAUUGUAAGCACUCUUCAUUUGUGCUCCAAAUGGUGGAAUGGGCAAGAUGGGUGGUUACUUGGCAAUGCGAGACAAUGAACGAUGAUCGGACUUCAUCCGUAGGCGACUCCAGCCUCAUUAGGCCUCCCUGCCCAUUUCCUUUCCAUUCUGAUGACUGCCCUUAUUCAUAUACAAGCCAGUGUGACUAUGAUGGACCCAUUUUCAUCAUCAUCCUGGAAUAUGAGAAGAUGACUGUGCAGGAGUUUCCAGCAAACUCAACUGUAAUGGAUUUGUUGGAGAGAGUCGGGGGACGGAGCUUAAGAUGGUCUCCUUCCAGUUUCCCUCUCAAGGAGGACUUGAGGCCGAGACUGAAUCAUGAGCCAGUGAGCAACCCUAAUCAGAAGCUGGAGAUGGGGGAUGUUGUUGAGCUGACACCAUCGAUACCUGACAAGUCGUUGACAGAGUAUAGGGAGGAAAUCCAGCGCAUGUAUGAACGAGGAUUAUCUCAAGCUGGCGUGGUUUGAGAAGCUGACCGACACCCAUGCCUAACAUGAAUUAGUCCAUUGAUUCAUUGUAUGUAUGAACUAAUUGUAGGGACAUCCACUCCCAUUGCAAUACGGAAGCUUGGAAUGAAAUGAGGUCCAAGCAGGUUGUUUAGAUCUCAAUAUAGCAGUUAAUGAAGCUUCCUAAAUUUGUUCC
This is a messenger RNA of Phoenix dactylifera (date palm), 2584 nucleotides long. Its product is annotated as putative GTP diphosphokinase RSH2, chloroplastic. Gene Ontology annotation, biological process: guanosine tetraphosphate metabolic process. Lineage: Eukaryota; Viridiplantae; Streptophyta; Magnoliopsida; Arecales; Arecaceae. The record is from RefSeq and is a predicted model, not a curated record. Gene Ontology annotation, cellular component: chloroplast.